UCGGUCUCCGGGGGCGGAGCCGAGCCGGGGGCGGCGCCGUGGGUCGGCGCGAGACGCCUCUGGAGGGAGGCGAGGAGGACGCGUAGUGGCGCAGGAUGGAAACAGACUGUGACCACCUGGAGCGAGGCAGUCUGGCUGGGUUCGAAGAAGGUUCUGAGCUGAAUGGUUUAGAGGGAACUGACGUGAAGGACAUGAGGCUGGAAGCCGAGGCGGUGGUCAGCGACGUCCUCUUUGCUGUUAACAACAUGUUCGUCUCCCAAACCCUGCGCUGUGCUGACGACGUGGCCUACAUCAACGUGGAGACCCGUGAACUGAACCGAUACUGCCUAGAGCUCACCGAGGCAGGGCUGCGGGUGGUAGGCUAUGCCUUCGACCGUGUGGACGAGGCCGUGCAGGCGCCCUAUCACGAGACCGUCUAUUCCCUGCUGGAUACACUCAGCCCUGCCUACCGGGAAGCCUUCGGCAACGCACUCCUGCAAAGACUGGAAGCUCUGCAGAGGGACGACCAGUCCUGACAAAGCUUUCCCUCCUUU
This is a messenger RNA of Suncus etruscus (white-toothed pygmy shrew), 533 nucleotides long. It is a transcript of the gene GSKIP, whose product is annotated as GSK3B interacting protein. The coding region runs from base 96 to 515 and encodes 139 amino acids. Gene Ontology annotation, molecular function: protein kinase A binding; kinase regulator activity. Lineage: Eukaryota; Metazoa; Chordata; Mammalia; Eulipotyphla; Soricidae. Gene Ontology annotation, biological process: regulation of canonical Wnt signaling pathway. The transcript has 3 exons. The record is from RefSeq and is a predicted model, not a curated record. Gene Ontology annotation, cellular component: cytoplasm.